Candoia aspera is the source of this 741-nucleotide messenger RNA. RefSeq names its product ring finger protein 182 (gene RNF182). Gene Ontology annotation, cellular component: cytoplasm. The record is from RefSeq and is a predicted model, not a curated record. Gene Ontology annotation, biological process: protein ubiquitination. The transcript has a single exon. The coding region runs from base 1 to 741 and encodes 246 amino acids. Gene Ontology annotation, molecular function: ubiquitin-protein transferase activity. NCBI's taxonomy places the organism in Eukaryota, Metazoa, Chordata, Lepidosauria, Squamata, Candoiidae.
AUGACAAGUCUAUUGGCAGAAGAUACUGUGGAGUCCCAGGGCUCAGAUGAACUUGAAUGCAAAAUCUGUUACAAUCGCUAUAACCUGAGACAGAGAAAACCUAAAGUCCUGGAGUGUUGCCACAGAGUAUGUGCCAAAUGCCUUUGCAAGAUCAUAGACUUUGGGGAAUCUCCUCAGGGAGUCAUUGUUUGUCCAUUCUGUAGGUUUGAGACAUGCCUGCCUGAUGAUGAGGUGAGUAGUCUUCCAGAUGAUAAUAACAUCCUUGUCAAUUUGGCUUAUGGAGGAAAGGUAAAGAAGUGCCUACCAGACAAUCCCACAGAACUCUUGCUGACUCCCAAAAGGUUGGCAUCCCUGGUCAGUCCUUCCCACACUUCCUCCAACUGUCUGGUUAUUACCAUCAUGGAAGUACAGAGAGAGAGCCCCCCAACACUGAACUCAACCCCAGUUGUGGAAUUCUACAGGCCCUCAAGCUUUGAUUCUGUUGCAUCAGUACCCCACAACUGGACAGUGUGGAACUGUACAUCCUUGCUCUUCCAAACUUCAAUUCGAGUCCUAGUUUGGUUGCUAGGCUUACUGUAUUUUAGUUCCUUGCCUUUAGGGAUCUACUUACUGGUAUCAAAGAAAGUCACUCUUGGGGUAGUAUUUGUCAGCCUUGUUCCCUCGAGUCUUGUUAUUCUCAUGGUUUAUGGCUUUUGCCAAUGUAUAUGUCAUGAGUUUUUGGAAUGUAUGGCUUCUUCUUAG